GAAAAUCCACGGGCAGAUCUGCAGCAAUUGAAAGAAAAAGACAGUCCACACAGAGACAGGGCGAUAUUAAGAAUAUCGUUUUCGAUACCCCUUUGCAUCUUAGCAAUUCUUAGGCGAACUUCGUUCGUACCAUCAUAUCUCCAUCUCUGUAUCUCAGCCCAUGCUAUAUAUAUAAAUACAUAAUAUAUAUAUAUAUAGAGAGAGAGAGAGAGACAGAGCGGGAGAGAAGAGAUUGAAUGGUGUGUGGAUAAGGGAAGAAGAAGAUGUUGGAAUUGAGAGUGGAAGGGGGUUGCUAUCCCGAGGCUUUACUGGGAGUGAAUGUGGGUCUUGCUUUUGUGGAUGCUGCAAUUGCUGUUUUUGCCCUCGCUCAGUUACUGAGAAUUCAUUCUAGAAAUGCACACGUUGGAUGGACUCGUCAAAAAGUAUUUCAUCUAAUGAUUGGGCUGUCAAAUUUGGGUUAUUUUUUUUACUUUGUGUUAACCCCCGUUGCUGCAUGUCAUGAUUGGGUUUGUUGGUCACAAUCCUGUGGUUUUAUUGUCAUGGCUUUCCCCAAAAUUCUCUUUCUUGCCGCAUACCUUCUCCUUCUUUCAUUCUGGGUCGACCUUUGUCAUCAGUCAAAUGAUGAAGAAGAUGAUGAUGAAGGAUAUAAUCCUCGGGAAGCUCUGCUGGAUAAGACAAAACCAUGUUCUGAUGUUGAUAACCACAGGAAGUGUUGCUCAUUCCGUGCAUAUCAUGUUGGAAGCCGCCAGAAAGUUGUGAUACUGGUGACAUUUUUAGUUUUUGUAUUAAUGCUGGCAGCUUCUGUGCUAAUGUGGAUUGGGAGAGGGGAAAAUCCUAUUGAUUCAUCUGUUGUGGCACGGGUAUACGUAGAUCUCUUUUCCAUUUCAGUUCUUCUGUUGGGAGCAGCAUUGGCAUGCUAUGGGCUUGUAUUGUUUCUGAGAAUGAGAAAAGUCAGAUCUGAAAGGGCCUCAUCAGAAAUGCGGAAGGUUGCGGGGUUAGCCAGUGUUUCCAUUGUUUGUUUCACUUCAAGUGCUCUUAUUGCUAUUUUUACAGAUAUACCACUGCUUUAUCACUGGGAUGGACAACAGAUAAAUAGUUUUAGUACAUCACUCCUCUUGGUUUUGUAUUAUUUUAUAGGUUCUUCAGUACCGUCAGCAUUUGUAUUAUGGGUGAUGAGAGAACUACCUCCUCUUCUUGUAACUCAAAGUCAACAAGAGUCGAGGACAAUAGCAUUCAUUAGUGAUAGCUCGGUGACAGUACAUCCUCAGAGGUGGACUACUGUUGCAAGCAUGCAAAAUCAGGCGUCAAGAGCAAGCCCUAUAUGAUCAUGUGUUGUAGAUGAGUGGUGAUUUUGGACUCCAGUGUCGAGUCACUUUCUGAAUACUGUCAGUACCGGUGCCAAUGUGAAAAACACUAUCGAGGAAAUGAAGAGAAACACGUACGUUUGGUGGCAUCACUCUACGAGGAUGAGCUCGGGGUACAUCUAUCUGGAAGGCUGUUGCAGCAUAGCUCUUGACAAAUUAGGAUCUUGUACAUAGCAACGCUACACAAAACUUCUAUCUGUUGAGUUGGUUUCUGUUAACAUACAAGGCAUUUAGAUCUUCAAGCAUCUUAGUUCUUAUGCCCUGUACUCAUUUUCUGAAAUCUAAGCUAUUAGUUUCACUGGCUAAUAAUUGCUAUUCUUGUUUAUCUGUAAA
Ipomoea nil (Japanese morning glory) is the source of this 1697-nucleotide messenger RNA. RefSeq names its product tobamovirus multiplication protein 1. The transcript is spliced from 13 exons. The record is from RefSeq and is a predicted model, not a curated record. Bases 264 to 1325 code for a protein of 353 amino acids. Lineage: Eukaryota; Viridiplantae; Streptophyta; Magnoliopsida; Solanales; Convolvulaceae.